Molecule: messenger RNA, 1584 nt
Organism: Gordionus sp. m RMFG-2023
Lineage: Eukaryota; Metazoa; Nematomorpha; Gordioida; Chordodea; Parachordodidae
Product: reticulon-4-interacting protein 1, mitochondrial-like
Exons: 7
Coding region: 35-1372 (445 amino acids)
Cellular component (GO): mitochondrion
Source: RefSeq, a predicted model, not a curated record
CUUGAUUCCAUAUGAUAUAAAAAUCCUAAAAUCUAUGAAAGCUUGGCAAAUUAGUAAAUUUAAAAGCCCUUUAACUCUGAUUCAAAAAAAUAUUCCAAUAAUUACUUCACCAAAUGAUUUACUUAUAAAAAUAUGUGCAUCAAGUAUCAAUCCCUUAGAUAUUCAAAUGAAAGAAGGAUAUGGACAAAAUAUUAUUCAAGUAAUGAGAAAAUUAAAUGGAAUACUGACUGGGAUUAAACAACCUGAUUUACCUUUAACGCUAGGGAGAGAUUUUUCAGGAGUUAUAUGUGAUACUGGCCUAAAUGUUAAAAGCUAUAAAUUUGGAGAUGAAGUUUGGGGUACAUUAGGAGUUCAAAGAACUUUGGGAACUCAAUCGGAAUUCACUACAGCAUCUUAUAAAAGUGUAAGCUUAAAACCAAAUAAUAUUGAGCACUUUGAAGCAGCAUCUUUGCCAUAUAUUGCCAUGACCACUUUUUCCUCUAUUGUUAAUACAAAUUUCCCAUUAUCCCUCAAAUUAUUUUGUAACUAUGAAAGUGAUAAUAAAUUUUUCAAUAAAACUCAUGAUAAUAGUCAAUAUUAUGACCACACAAAAAAUGUAAAUGAUGAUUUAACUGAAGAGAAAGCAAAUAAGAAGUCAUCUCCAGAUUACACAUAUACAGAAAUUAUGGAUAGUGGGGAUGGAAAUAAAGAUUGUUUAGAUGAUAUUUUAAUUAAAAACAUUCAAAACAAAAAUAUUCUUAUAAGAGCUGGCUCUGGUGGAAUAUCAACAUUUGUUGUGCAAUUAAUGAAAGCUUAUAAUGCUAAAAAUAUUGUGGUGUUAUGUAAUCCACACAGCUUUGAUCUCAUGGAAGAACUUGGUGCUUAUCAUACUAUUGAUUAUAAAGCCUCAGACGUUAUUCAACAAUCAAGAAUUCUUGGCCCUUAUGAUCUAGUGUACGACGCAAUUGGUAAUAAAUUUUCAUCCAGCACUUCCUCGAAUCUUGAUGAUCGGCAUUCCAUAAAAUCUUACAUGAAUCUCCUCAGGCCUUACAACAAAUCGAAAUACAUUACCGUUUCUUCCCCUUUGCUCAGUAACGCGGAUAAAUACGGAGUCUUCCCUCUAGGAUUGGGCAAAUCCUUUUUGGACUAUAAUUAUGAAUCCAUUAGGGCUUUAAUGAAAGGUAAUUUAUUCUACUACGGAUACUACAUGCCAAACGCUCACUUUAUGCGCAGGUUAACCCAAUUGGUCGAAAGUGGAAAGAUUAAGCCAGUUAUCGAUCGAGUUUUUCGAUUCGAUGAUUUGCCGCGAGCUUACGAAUAUUUCGGGGAUAAGGGCCUAUCAAAGAAGGGAAAAAUUGUCAUCGAUAAUACAAAAGCCUCGCCGCCAGAUUAAUUUUUCAAUUUUUAUAAACAGCUGUUUAAUUUAUUAUUUAUAUUAUUUUCACCCAUCCAUUUCAAAAUUUUUCAGGAAAAAUUUUUUUUUAUUAUAAAAAAAUAAAAAUUUAAGUAUAUAAAAAAUAUAAAAAAAAAUGAAUAAUAUAUUUAUAUUGUAUAAAUUUUAUAAAUACGCUUUAAAUAUUAUUAUUAUUUUGUAUAUCAAAAAUA